Molecule: messenger RNA, 1679 nt
Organism: Cladophialophora immunda
Lineage: Eukaryota; Fungi; Ascomycota; Eurotiomycetes; Chaetothyriales; Herpotrichiellaceae
Exons: 3
Coding region: 423-995 (190 amino acids)
Source: RefSeq, a predicted model, not a curated record
CCACCAUCCGUUAUAGGCUCCAUUCACUUGGUUUGAGACUGGCCAGAGACAUUGACUGGCUUCAUGUCCUCAGAGAGCAUCAUGUCUCCAACGCGUCGAUAUCUGUCGAUACCGCUCUGCCACGGCAAGCUGGGCAACACAGUCUCAAAUACUUAAGCCAUGGUCGCCCUCCAGCUCCCAGGUCCAAUUCUUCAUUCUCUGAACCAGCUGCAACACACUUCCUCUGAACCAAAGCAUCUGUUUCCAUUCAAGAAGCAUUCAUUAGAUUUUCCUUCCGACCUUCAACGUCCAAUCCUCUCCUUAUUGUUAGCUUGUAAACCCAUUGGCUCGACGCCAUCCACCACAUUCCCUGGCUGCAACGUUUCGCAGCGACAUUUCCUUCCUUGAACCAUAUUCCAACUUUCCUUUCGUCAUAUCUCAACAUGGGUCCUGAUCACGGCGUCCUUGGUGCGACUUUCAAAGCCACCCGGGCUCUUCAGGUGGCGUCCAUGAUCGCCGUCAUUGGAAUUACGGCCAAUUUCAUUUCUGAGAUGGUCAAUGCUGGUGCCACACCACCAUCUGUCCUCGUCGCCAUUCUGAGCAUCGUCUGCAUAGCCGUACUGUAUUGCGCCAUCACUGUCAUUCUUUACUUCGACAACAUCCUUCCUUUCCUGAUCAGCACUGGCAUCGACUCUCUUUUCCUGAUUGCGCUGAUUGUCGUUUCGGUUGUCGUCGGCAAGCCACUCUCAUAUCUGAACUGUGUGAUUCUGGACGAAAUCUCCAACGCCACCUCGAGCGCAUACGACUUUACUUCGGCACUUGGCAACAGUCUCAACAAGGGUGGGAAAGUCAACUAUUCCCAGUGGAUUGGUACUUCCAAGGCCACGUGCUUGGAAAUGAAGUCCAUUUGGGGCUUGAGCAUUGCACUGUGUAUUCUGUUCACUUUCUCGGCGGUGAGCACCAUCUGUCUUUGGAAGAGAACAAAGAACUCUACCGCCGACAAGAGCGAGGCUUGAGGCCAAGGCAGUUAGUUUCGGCAUCUCUUUUUGGGAAAUCGUACCGCUUGCUGGGAGGGGAGUUGAGGUGCAGGACAUUUCUCCUAGGAAAAGAAGAACGCCCCGCAGGUGAUUUGGCUGGCUCUCUGUGGGAGCUUUACCCAGGUUGUCUCGGGACUAUAUUUAGUCUGAGCCUACGCCGGCUCGGGGUUUGCACAAAAAGAGCUCAUAAAAUUCGGAUCAGAAACUCUGGGUUUUCGUCGUACAAGGAUGACUCGUCCCGCUGAGCGGAUAGAUGAUAACUGACAUCUCAGUGCUGGUGGAUACUUGUGAUUUCCAGAGAACUAAUAUGUGUCAGAUAGUGAUAGGCCACAGACCCAGAAGCUAGUGCUAAGGUUUCAAUGUUUGCAGAGUGCUAAAGGAUCAGCGUGACGGUGUGUAGGUGGGCGAUGCAUGGGCGAUGCAUCUGGAGCAGGCUAAGCAACGGGACAGCUAGAGAGCAAGGGGGCACAAACAGGAGACUGGGACAGUCGCAAUUGAAAUUCUGGGUGGCGCUUUGUAGCGGUGACUAGAAGGGAUGCAAUAGAGUCCGGAGAUGAGGGUCGUUUUGGGAGCUACGCAUGUUCCCCUUCACUUGCUGGAUCACGGCCAUGUCCAAGCGACGUGCGUCGCCAGGUGUAGCUCGCAUUGUAAGACUGAGCGACC